Molecule: messenger RNA, 1946 nt
Organism: Arabidopsis arenosa
Lineage: Eukaryota; Viridiplantae; Streptophyta; Magnoliopsida; Brassicales; Brassicaceae
Source: the annotation of a GenBank genome assembly
CGUUAGAUCAAACUUAUUCGAUCCGGCGAUGGCGAGAUUCUCAGUUUGUGGAGGAGACGACGGAGAAGGACCAAGCAACAACAAUCAUCAAUCCCGGAAAAGACAACGACUUCCCUCAAUCGAUGAAAACGAAGAAGACGCCGAAACCUCCGACGCCGGAAGUUCCGGUGAAGAAGAAACUCAAAAUCGAGGAAUGAGAACGGAAUCUGAAGAUCGAGAAUCAACGAGCGAUGAUAGCGAUCGUGAAGUUUUGAUAGAAGAGAGACGAUUUGGUAAAUUCGUAAAUAGUCAGAGUUCGAGCAAAGAUUCGCAUCUUUCUGUGACGUUAUUAGAUCCAGAUGUUCUUGAUUGUCCUAUUUGUUGCGAGCCAUUGAAGAUUCCAAUCUUUCAGUGUGAUAAUGGUCAUUUGGCGUGUACUUUGUGCUGCACAAAAGUGAGGAAUAGAUGCCCGUCGUGUACGUUACCCAUCGGUUACGUUCGUUGCAGAGCGAUGGAGAAGGUUAUAGAAACAUCUAGAGUCUCGUGUCCAAAUGCUAAGUACGGGUGUAAAGAGAAUACAGCCUAUGGAAACCGUUUUAGCCAUGAGAAGGUGUGUGUUUUCACUCCUUGUUCUUGUCCCAUAGUUGACUGCAACUACUCUGGGUAUUACAAGGAUCUCAACAACCACGUUCGUGCUGAACACAAAGAUGAACUGAUCCCGUUCGUGUGGAAUUCUCGUUUAACUUUGAGCUUGGACCUCAAUGAGAAGACCACAAUUCUUCAGGAAGAAAACGAUGGGCAAGUGAUUGUAGUUCAAGUUUUCAAGGCUUUGCAUGCUGUGUAUGUUAGUGUGAGCUAUCUUGCACCUUUGGUACCGGGAGUGGGUAAGUUCUCAUGUAGUCUGGCAAAGGUAACCGUUGAUAGCUUACUGAAGCAAGGAUUUAUGGUGAAGAACGUUCAAAAAGUGACGAAUGAAUUGCCCGAAGAUGGUUUUAUGUUGAUUCCUUCCUAUUUGUUGUCUGGUGACAUGGUGAGAGCCUCGACAUCAGAAGCUCUUAUAAUUUACGGUGAUGGAGAGAACAGAGGGACUAAGAGACGCUCGGCCGUGCUACUGGAUCUUGAUAUUCUUGAUUGUCCCGUUUGCUGUGAAGCCUUGACGAUUCCUAUCUUCCAGUGUGACAAUGGACAUUUAGCUUGCGCUUCUUGCUGUCCCAAACUUAGUAAUAAAUGCCCUUCAUGUGCUUUCCCUGUUGGUCACAUUCGCUCCGGAGCAAUGGAGAGUGUUCUUGAAUCGAUCUUGGUCCCAUACCCAAACGUCAUGUUUGGUUGCACCAAGAAUUCCUCUUAUGGGAAAGAGUUAACUCAUGAGAAAGAAUGCAACUUCGCUCCAUGUUCCUGCCCUGUGGAAGAAUGCAAUUACAUAGGCGCAUACAAGGAUCUAUACGAUCACUACCAUCUUACUCACUUGAAAAGAUUCACGCUUGAUUACUUCAGUUAUGGCAAUUCCUUUAAUCUCCGGAUGAAAAUCAGCGAUAAGAAGAUAAUAAUUAGAAUGGAAGACACGAAGAGACUCUUAUUUGCAGUGCAGUGUUUUAAGGAGCCUUGUGGUGUGUAUGUAACCGUAAGCUGCAUUGCACCAUCUACUCCAGAAGUAGGAAAGUUCUCAUAUCAUCUCUCCUAUGCUGUGGAUGGACACGUUAUGACUUACGUAUCACCAGAGAUGAAGAGGGUUCUUGAAGUGAGUUCUCAAAUCCCUAAGAAGAAUUUCAUGUGGAUACCUCACUGUUUAUUGCGUGAUGAUGGAUGGUUGAAUAUUGUGCUCUCCAUCAAGAAUUCUGAGAUCGACCAACAAAACAUGUAACAAUAUCCCCUUUUUUUUUUUGGUAAUUCCAAGCGUCUAGAAAGAUUUUUUUUUUUUUAUAUACUAGAAAUGUGAAUAUCAUAUUUAAUUAAAUUUGAGGUUUUAC